This is a messenger RNA of Prorocentrum cordatum, 414 nucleotides long. NCBI's taxonomy places the organism in Eukaryota, Dinophyceae, Prorocentrales, Prorocentraceae. The record is from the annotation of a GenBank genome assembly.
CCAUUGGCUGCAACACGUGUUGAUCCAGGCGCCCGAUUGGCGUCAGGCAUGCGCCCGCUCCGGAACACCGCCAUUUGGGCGAUCGUGGCCCUCCUCAAAGGGUACGUGAAGAUACGCGCACUCGUGCGCACUUCACGGCACGAGGCGUGGGACGAGGAAUUCCUCGCAGAGCGUCUCACCACGAGCGUGGCCGAGAGGGAGUCGGAGUUGCUCGCCCGAGUGGCGGGCAGCUUGUACAAGACCGAUGGCUGCAUCGAGGUGCCGGGGCGGCCAGGAUCGACUGGUGACCUAUCGUUGUACGGACAGCGCGUUCAAACCUCCACUGUGUUUCAAACUCCCUUGCCAGCCUUGUCCAUUAUAUACAUAUACAUGUAUCCCUCACCCGGACUGCAGGUAGGCGAUUCGGAGGCAUGA